Molecule: messenger RNA, 482 nt
Organism: Telopea speciosissima
Lineage: Eukaryota; Viridiplantae; Streptophyta; Magnoliopsida; Proteales; Proteaceae
Product: protein TIFY 5A-like
Exons: 2
Coding region: 36-458 (140 amino acids)
Biological process (GO): response to wounding; regulation of jasmonic acid mediated signaling pathway; regulation of defense response
Cellular component (GO): nucleus
Source: RefSeq, a predicted model, not a curated record
UCUCUGCUAAGAACUCUUCUUCUAUUACGAGAGAGAUGACUCUCCCCUUCUCCGGAAGAACAAACUGCAACCUUGAUCUCAUGCUUCCCACCGCCGGCAUGGACUCUCCUCAGACUACAAUGGAUUCCGGCAACAACUCUAGCAGAUCAGCUGAGACCUCGCAGCAACGACUCACCAUUUUCUACAACGGCCGAGUUUGUGUAUGCGAUGUUACCGAACUUCAGGCUAGAUCUAUCAUAUGGUUGGCAAGACGAGAAAUGGAAGAUCGGAUGAACUUGGAGCCAAUUUCGCCAUUACAAUCUCAGCUUCGAAACCCAACCAGUCUGUCAAUGAAGAGAUCGCUGCAACAGUUUCUCCAAAAGCGAAAGAAUCGAAUACAAGCUGCUGCUUCACCUUAUAACAAGAAACAGAAGAAUAAGGAUGAUAUCUUCCCCUUCAAUGUUAUGAGUAAGAGAUGAAAAAUGAGGCAAGGAAAACUCUUU